Coprinopsis cinerea okayama7#130 is the source of this 396-nucleotide messenger RNA. RefSeq lists its product as hypothetical. The transcript has 3 exons. Lineage: Eukaryota; Fungi; Basidiomycota; Agaricomycetes; Agaricales; Psathyrellaceae. The record is from RefSeq and is a predicted model, not a curated record. Bases 1 to 396 code for a protein of 131 amino acids.
AUGAGCGCUCCUACGACCGAAUCUUCCCGGAACGUUCUUGGAGAGGAAGGGGCCACUGUUUCUCAUGAUGGCGGGGGAACCAAGGAAGGAAUCGACGCUGAGCCGCCAGAACGGCAAAGGUCGCAUUCCCCUAUGUCGUACCAUAUGAGUUCGGAUGAGGAGGAAGAUUCCGUUUCUUCCGUUUCGGAAUUUGGGCUGUCUGGUUCCAUUGACGACGCUACCGUCUCGAGUGCCUAUAUCAAGAAACACACUCGAUCACUUCAAUGGAUGUAUGUGGAACUCCAGGAGAGGCAGAAUAGCUACUACCGCCUGCAAAACCUCCUCCGUCGGGACUUGGCCUUAAUUGAGGCUGCUAUCUGCAACAAGGAGCACGAGCUGGAAGAGGGGAGGGAGUGA